AUUCGCGGAUCCAUAGAAAAUGACGCCAAUUUGAUGACCAACUACCUUUAAAGCAAAAACUGGGUGGAGGAUGGGUGGGUGAGGCGUGAAUGCGAUCUUUGCAUUCAAAUCCUACUUUCAAACGCCCAUUCCAAUUUCCACGCCUCCAUUCAUAUUUAGCUCUUUACACCCAAACUGGUUACAGACCCAAUCUAACCUUCCUCUGUCCUACCGGAAACCCCACCUUCCUGCAAUGACUCCCACUGGAAUUCUCGCCGGUCUCUUCCUCCUUUUAGCCUUGUACUGUGGUAUUGACCCUUUUAAGCACAGUGCAAUAUCUGAAUUCCCAGAUUUCAAGGCCUUCAAAGUUGACCUGGCUGACGGGUCUCUGGUGCCUGCCGAGAAAGAUAAAGAUAACUUACUGCAAAGAUCUGAAAUUAAAUUUCUCAAUCAAGUUCAAGGCCCUGAGAGUAUCGCCUUUGACCCUCUUGGCCGUGGGCCUUACACUGGUCUUGCUGAUGGGAGAAUCGUGUUCUGGGAUGGUCAUAAAUGGAUCGAUUUUGCUUAUACUUCACCGAAUAGGUCAGGACUAUGUGAUCCAAAACCAUCACCUUUGAGUUAUUUGAAGAACGAGCACAUUUGUGGCAGGCCCUUGGGGCUUCGAUUUGAUAAGAAAACUGGUGAUUUAUAUAUUGCUGAUGCAUAUUUUGGGCUGUUGAAAGUGGGGCCAGAAGGUGGCUUGGCAACAUCACUAACAACUGAGGCAGAAGGGAUCCCACUGCGUUUUACCAAUGAUCUAGACAUGGAUGACGAAGGGAACAUUUACUUUACAGAUAGCAGUACUCGAUACCAGAGGAGGAACUUCAUGCAGUUGGUUUUUUCUGGGGAGGAUAGUGGAAGGGUUCUAAAGUACAAUCCAAUUACAAAGGAAACCACUGUCCUUCUAAGGGAUCUUCAAUUUCCAAAUGGUUUGUCCUUAAGCAAGGAUGGUACCUUCUUUGUUUUCUGUGAAGGAUCCAUGGGAAGAUUGCUCAAGUAUUGGCUGAAGGGUGAGAAAGCAGGGACCUCAGAAGUAUUUGCCAUCUUACCAGGAUUUCCCGACAAUGUCAGAACAAAUGCAGAGGGCAACUUUUGGGUAGCAGUUCACUGUCGCCGUAACUUUUAUAGUUACUUGUGUGCAAUAUACCCUAAACUGAGGAUGUUUUUGCUCAAGCUUCCAAUUCCAACCAAGAUCCAGUACCUGCUUCACAUUGGUGGGCGGCCUCAUGCAGUGGCUGUUAAAUACAGCCCAGAAGGUAAGCUGUUGCAGGUAUUGGAGGACAGUCAGGGGAAGGUUGUUAAAGCAAUCAGCGAAAUAGAAGAGAAGGAUGGGAAACUGUGGAUGGGGAGUGUUCUGAUGCCUUUUAUUGGAGUUUACAGCUUGGCUUGAUGUAGAAGGAAUUAUUAUAUUCAGGCUAAAUGAUGUCAUUUUGGAGAUAGCUAGUUCCUCGCGCCUUUUCAGUCUUCCUUAGCAGUUGGAAAAUGUCGAGAAAUCUGUUUCAGGGUUAUCUGGUGGUUUAGUAAUUUGUAUAUUAACUUCCUCCUUAGCUUUUUGAUUUAAUAAAGUCCAAGUGUCUUAAAAAAAGCCCAGUGCUUGUAUCUUUUGCUUCUUAAUUUUUAAUUUAAGAUUAAUCCAAAUGUAUAAAUUUUGGAUUAAUUGGCUUAACAUUGCGAUCAGUUGAUCUUUUACUUAAAAUUAAAAAAUUAUAGUUUGAUUGUCCAA
Molecule: messenger RNA, 1741 nt
Organism: Manihot esculenta (cassava)
Lineage: Eukaryota; Viridiplantae; Streptophyta; Magnoliopsida; Malpighiales; Euphorbiaceae
Product: protein STRICTOSIDINE SYNTHASE-LIKE 3
Exons: 4
Coding region: 233-1408 (391 amino acids)
Biological process (GO): biosynthetic process
Molecular function (GO): strictosidine synthase activity
Source: RefSeq, a predicted model, not a curated record